Messenger RNA from Rhizophagus irregularis DAOM 181602=DAOM 197198, 2795 nucleotides. RefSeq lists its product as uncharacterized. The record is from RefSeq and is a predicted model, not a curated record. Lineage: Eukaryota; Fungi; Glomeromycota; Glomeromycetes; Glomerales; Glomeraceae. Gene Ontology annotation, molecular function: single-stranded DNA binding; single-stranded DNA helicase activity; ATP binding. Gene Ontology annotation, cellular component: nucleus; MCM complex. Gene Ontology annotation, biological process: double-strand break repair via break-induced replication; mitotic DNA replication initiation; DNA replication.
GUGGAUUAAGUGUCAUUUUGAGUUGUGAGACAGGUGGGACAAUGUAGCUCUAUAAAUAUGCUAAUGAUGAUGAUGAUGACAUAAAAGUCAAUUAUCCACGUGCAAUUAUAAUCCAUUUUGAAUUUCGCGUUUCGAAAUUUGGAUAACUUCUAAUUCUUUGAAUCCUGAAUUCGCUAUAAAAAUGGCCUCGAAUACUGAAUUACAAAAACUACAAGAUGAAGCUUUUUUAGAUCGUGUUCGUUUUUUUGAAGAAUUUUUAGAAGCUGAUAAGGAAAAACUUGGCAGCGAAAAAUUCUAUAAGGUUGAAAUCGUACAAAUGUUACGAAAUGGUGAAAGACGUUUUAUUGUUAAUCUUAAUGAAUUACGUUAUUAUCACGCAGAGAAUGCUAAAAAGUUAGAAGAAUCCCCCAAUGAAUGGAUACCAGCAUUCGAAAAAGCUCUGAAAAAUAUCAUAAAAAAUAUUUCAUCAGGUAUUGAUGAUACUGAGAAGAGUACUAACAUUGAUGAGCAAAAUUUCUAUAUCGGAUUCAAUGGAACUUUUCAUCAUCAUGUUAAUCCACGAACAUUGAAAUCAAUUCAUCUUGGAAAGUUAAUUUGUAUUGAAGGAAUUGUUUCACGAUGUUCUCUUGUACGCUUGAAACUUGCUAAAAGCGUUCACUAUUGUGAAAAGACCGGCAAUUUUAGUAGCAAAGAAUAUCAUGAUUCUACCUCAAUUGGAAAUCAAAUUCCAUCAUCAUCUGCAUAUCCAACAGAAGAUGAAAAUGGUAAUCCAUUAACAACAGAAUUUGGAUAUUCGGUGUACCGUGAUCAUCAGACUAUUUGUCUUCAAGAAAUGCCAGAAAAAAUGCCUCCCGGAUUAUUGACUAGAUCGAUUGAUAUUAUUUUGGACGAUGAUCUAGUAGAUAAAGUGAAGCCUGGUGAUCGUAUCCAAUUGGCUGGAUGUUAUCGAGCGAUAGGCAAACCUACCCAGGGCUCAACUUCUGCGACAUUUAAGACCGUAAUUAUAGCAAAUAAUGUCACUAUCCUUUCCGGUGAAAUUGGACUUAAAGUGAUUACGGAUGUUGAUAUCGCGAAUAUUGAAAAAAUCGCCAAGAACGAAAAUGUUUUUUCGUUGCUUUCACGAUCCUUAGCCCCUUCAAUAUAUGGACAUGAGAUGAUCAAAAAAGCGAUAUUACUUAUGUUGCUGGGUGGAAAAGAACAAAAUCUAUCUAGCGGCACACACAUAAGAGGUGAUAUUAAUAUAUUAAUGGUUGGUGAUCCAUCAACUUCAAAAUCGCAGCUUCUUCGACGUGUUCUCAAUAUAGCGCCACUUGCAAUCGCGACUACAGGUCGUGGUUCAACUGGUGUGGGUUUAACAGCAGCUGUUACUAGAGAUAAAGAGACAGGCGAAAAAUGUUUAGAGGCUGGCGCAAUGGUUCUCGGAGAUCGUGGUGUUGUCUGUAUUGAUGAAUUUGAUAAAAUGAUGGAUACCGACCGUGUUGCUAUACAUGAAGUUAUGGAACAACAAACCGUUACGAUUGCCAAGGCGGGUAUUCACACUUCCCUGAAUGCAAGAUGUAGUGUAAUUGCUGCAGCCAAUCCCAUUUAUGGACAGUAUAAUAUCCAUAAGGAUCCUGCCCACAAUAUUGCACUACCAGAUUCAUUGUUAUCUCGGUUUGAUCUAGUAUUUGUCGUAACAGAUGAAAUAAACGAAGCACGAGACAGUUUAAUCUCCAAGCAUGUAUUGCGUUUACAUGAAUAUCGCCCCCCAAAUUUGGAAGAAGGAGUUCCCAUUAAAGAAGACUCAGGGCAAACUAUUUUUAUGGAAGAAGCUGAGAAGAGCACGGAACCUACUUCAGUUUAUAUGCAAUAUGAUUUACUAUCAAAUGAUAAUGACAAUGACCAAAGAGAUUCAGAUCAAGCAACUUUUCUUUCCUCUGAAUUUCUCAAAAAAUAUAUUCAAUACACAAAGAGCCACGAAGAACCUAGAUUGGGGAAAGCUGCGGCAGCCUAUCUGUGUGAACUUUGGGUAAAUCUUCGUAACGAGGAAGAAAUAGAUGGGCAAGCGAAAACAUCACCUUUGACACCACGUGCUUUAGAUUCACUCUUCCGUCUUGCAACAGCUCAUGCAAAGGCGCGACUUGGCAAAAGAGUUACAAUUAAGGAUGCUAAAGUUGCAGAAGAAAUAGUCAGAUUUGCACUUUUUAAAGAAGUUUCAGUUAGGGACCGACGUAAAAGACGCAAGACCAAUGUUAAUGAUAAUGACGAAAUUGAUUCUGAUGAUGAUACCAAUGAUGAUAGUGAUAAAGAUGAAACUAGUUCUCAACAGAGUAUAAGUACGCGCAAAGAUAAAGGCAAAGGAAAAAUGAUCGAAUCUCUAACUGAUGGUUCAUCAUCUAAAGAAACAGAAGAUCUUAUGGAUACUGAUGAGACGCAUAAACAGUCUUUUGCUGAACUAAAUCUCGAUACUCUCAUUAUUGAAGAUAAUAGAGAAAUGGUUACUCCGGAUAGAAUGAGAUUAUUCCAAGAAAAUUUAAACCGCAUUAUAAAAGAUACUCAAUACGAAAAUUCGAUUUCGCUUGAGGUUCUUAUACAAGAAAUUAAUAAUAAUUUGCCAGAAAAUCAAGCGUAUACCAGUGAAGAAAUUAACGCGGCAUUGAAGAAAAUGCAAGAUAGAAACAAAGUGAUGAUCACGAAUGAUAUUAUUUAUAUGAUAUAAGAAAGGCUAACGUUAAUUUGAAAACCGCCGUUUGUUACAAAAAUUUUUAAAAAUUUAUAUAUAUAGUUUAGAAAGUUUAUAACUGUGCGAAUAAUAA